AUGGGCGUGUCGCCCGCGGCCUAUAAGAGUCAGCUGGGCGCCCAACAACAGGCUUUAGGGUCGAAUAGUCCCGGCCGUCGCUGCAGGUGUUCCCCGGGCUUACCUCGCCGCCGCUGCCUCCCUGCUCCAGCAUCCCCGCCCCAGCCUAGGCCCAACCGCUCUCCUUGCCCUCGUCCCCCUUAUCACCCUCCCCCUCGGUUUUUGCCGUCGGGGCCCCGGGGCCGGGCGAAUGAUGCCGUCGAAGAGCGGGGCUGAGCGCCUAGACGGGGCGGCUGCGCAGGGAGGGACGGCUGCGGCCACGGCGGCCCCGGCUGGUGGCGGCCCCGACCCGGAGACCUCAUCAGCCUCUCCUGAACAACACCUGAGCAGGCUGACCUGGCCACAAGUGAAGCGGCUGGACGCGCUCCUGAGCGAGCCGAUUCCCAUCCACGGGCGGGGCAACUUCCCUACCUUGAGCGUGCAGCCCCGGCAGAUCGUGCAGGUAGUCCGCAGCAGCCUUGAGGAACAGGGACUUCGGGUACACAGUGUACGACUACAUGGGUCAGCUGCCAGCCAUGUGCUGCAUCCUGAGAGUGGCCUGGGCUAUAAGGACCUGGAUCUGGUAUUCCGGGUGGACCUGCACAGUGAGGCAUGCUUCCAGCUGACCAAGGCUGUGGCACUCGCCUGCCUGCUGGACUUCCUGCCAGCUGGUGUGAGCCGGGCCAAGAUCACACCAUUAACACUCAAGGAGGCCUAUGUGCAGAAGCUGGUGAAAGUGUGCACGGACACUGACCGCUGGAGCCUCAUCUCUCUGUCCAACAAGAGUGGCAAGAACGUGGAGCUCAAGUUUGUGGCCUCGGUGAGGCGCCAGUUCGAGUUCAGCGUCGACUCCUUCCAGAUCAUCCUGGACUCUCUGCUGCUUUUUGGCCAGUGCUCCUCUACGCCCAUGUCUGAGACCUUCCACCCAACGGUGACAGGUGAGAGCCUGUAUGGGGACUUCGCCGAGGCCCUGGAGCACCUGCAGCACCGUGUCAUCGCCACUCGCAGCCCCGAGGAGAUCCGAGGCGGUGGCCUCCUCAAGUACUGCCACCUCCUGGUGCGAGGCUUCCGGCCACGGCCCAGCACUGACGCUCGCGCCCUGCAGCGGUACAUGUGCUCCCGCUUCUUCAUCGACUUUCCCGACCUGGCAGAGCAGCAGCGCACUCUGGAGCGCUACCUGGAGGCCCACUUUGGUGAGGGUGAUGCCACUCGCCGAUAUGCCUGCCUGGUGACGCUGCACAGGGUGGUCAACGAGAGCACUGUGUGCCUCAUGAACCACGAACGCCGCCAGACACUGGACCUCAUUGCCACACUGGCGCUCCAGGCACUGGCUGAGCAGGGCCCGGCUGCCACUGCUGCUCUGGCCUGGUGCCCUGCAGGCACUGAUGGGCUUGUGCCAGCCACUGUCAGUUAUUACGUGACCCCCGUGCAGCCUCUGCUGGCUCGGGCCCACUCCUAUCCCACCUGGCUGCCCUGUAACUGACUCAGACUCCGGCUGGAAGGCACCAGGCCUCAUGGGGUGGGGUCACCAGGAGGGUGUGGAGGAUCCGACCAGAGACAGGCAGCCUGUGCCAGCUGGCCCAGCUCUGCUGCAGAAUUGGGCCUUCAUCCAAACACAUCAGACUUCCCCGAGUGAGGUUUCAGCGGGUUUAAGGCCAAGCUGGGCUCCUGGCAGGAGAGCCCUUUGGUCAUUGUGCCACCUUCGGACCAGCAUGGUUGUGAGGUACAGGAUUACUUUGAAAAAUAAGUGGCCUUCAGGAGAACAUCUAAUGCUGGGUGGUAGCCUCAAUGCCCUGCAUCUUCACUUCACUCCCACAGUGGCCUAGAAAGGGUCGUUUUGACUACAUCAACCCACAGGUACCCUAGCAGCCCCCAAAGCACUGGCUAAAAUAUAAAUGUGGCAGAGACUAUUCACUUUGGGUCUGACUAGACCACUGGCAGAGUACAGAGCUAAUCACUGGGAGAAGGAAAACAGGCAGUUCCCCGAGUUUGGGGAGGGAUGGGUUUACCUAUUCUCCUAAAACCCAUACCCUGAGCUGGGGAGCUUGCCUCCUGAGGGGUGGAGGUAUACAGGGAACAGGAGCCAAGCAGCCACGGUGAGAUCCAGUCUACACCCUUCCACGGUGUUGCUCCUUUCCCCUUGAGGUGUGAGGAGCUCUGGUGCCUGGGAGUGUGUCCUUCAGAGGGUGCUGGGUUCAAAUUUGUGACAGUCAAGUCCAGUACUCCUGCCUGACUGGCUUGGUUGUCAGACUUUCACAUUGGGGGGGGACCACAUUCCUACCACCUUUUCUGUUGUUCUAAAUUUGCUAUUUUGCACCACCUGUCAAUAAAGAUUCCCUACACCGAG
Molecule: messenger RNA, 2365 nt
Organism: Cavia porcellus (domestic guinea pig)
Lineage: Eukaryota; Metazoa; Chordata; Mammalia; Rodentia; Caviidae
Gene: Tent5b
Product: terminal nucleotidyltransferase 5B
Exons: 2
Coding region: 230-1501 (423 amino acids)
Biological process (GO): mRNA stabilization
Molecular function (GO): poly(A) RNA polymerase activity; RNA binding
Source: RefSeq, a predicted model, not a curated record